AGCAGGUGCUGGCGGUGCAGGUUGUGAUCAUACGAGAUCAGCUCGACUCUACGGUGAGAGUUUUAGAUACUAUGCUUCUUUCAUCUAGUGCCCCCGACUCACAGCCCCCCACUGAACUUCAAAAUGGGUAACCGCUUCUCCCGAUCAGGAGCCGACCAAGGCCGCACCCAGCAACUGAUGGAGCCAGCCGACCAACAAUCCGGCGCCCGCUCCGUCGCUUUCCGCGACCAGGUCCUCGCAGAGCAAAACGGAGCCCUCCAGCCAGACCAACCCCCCGGGUUUCUGAAACGCCACUUUCCCCAUUUGCGGUGGCGAAGCGUCCAGGGCGUCUGCAUCGUGCUCGAAUGCGUAAUUUUUCUGAUUGCCUGCCUCGUGAUCACCCCCCGGGGGUACAUCACCCCCGAUAUCAAAGUGAAAAAAGCCCCCACGACCCCAUAUCAAAGAGACAAUUUGUGUUGCUGGAUUUGUGUACACAAAUGAACUUUGUGUUGCAGCAAGAGCUUGUCGGCAUAUUCUAAGCCCAUUUGGGUACGCAUCCGGCUAGCAGCUGAGCAUGAGAAACAAGUCUGACAUGGGCGAAAACGCAUGACAGACUCGCUGUACCAUGCGCCACAUGGGUGCCGUUUGCCUUGUACGCAAGACAAAGGUGAUUUGUGGUCACAAAUCAGCAUGACAAAUUUUCUUUUCGAUAUGGGGUGGGGGGAUUUUUCCUUACAAUACCCGAACCGCUCGCGAACUGGAAGCUCGGCUCCUCGGACCGCACGAUGGAGCAGUGCGCCUACGUGUUGCAGGACAAGUACUGGAUCGAGCUCCGGCGAAUGAUUGUGCCGAUUUUUCUGCACGGCAACAUCCCCCACAUUCUCAUGAGCCUCUACUUCCAAUUCUCCGAGGGCACGACGACGGAAGCGGAAUUUGGGCCGGUGAAAUUCUUCAUCGUGUUUUUAGUCACUGGGAUUUCCGGCAACCUACUCUCCGACGCGUUCGGCGUGAACGGGGUAGGGGCGAGCACGAGCUGCUACGGCUUGAUUGGCGUGCAAGUUGGCCGGUUAUUCGUCGUCGAGUGGCCGCACAUUGAGGACAUGCAGCUGAAGACGAGAUUACACGAGCAUUGGAUGCGGGUGGUGGGCAUGCUGGCCGCCUGGGAAAUCCUGAACUGGAGCACAAUCGACCACUACGGGCAUCUCGGCGGGUUCCUUGGGGGUAUGUGCCUGGGCUGCGUGUUGCAGAAACACACCAGUAUUCGGUUCACCCCUUUGUCCGACCAACGACUCUUUGACGCGAACAAUCCGCAGCAGAUGGUGGCGCCGACGAAAAAGCAGCGCGCUUGGGCGUCGGUGGUGUUGUUUGUGCUGAUGUUUGGAUCCGCUGGGAGGAUAUACUGGAGUAGCAGCGUGACCGAGCUAGAAAUGCUCUGUCCCAUGAUGUGGCAACGGUACUUCAUGGAACAAUAA
Molecule: messenger RNA, 1451 nt
Organism: Amoebophrya sp. A120
Lineage: Eukaryota; Dinophyceae; Syndiniales; Amoebophryaceae
Source: the annotation of a GenBank genome assembly